CUCAUGCACUCUUUGCAAUAUUCUAUUCACUAACAUGUCCAUAUAGUUAUCACAUCAUAUCGUAUGUUUUAUAUAUAAAUAUAUAAACUCACUCUCUCCCUGUUUCCUCCAUAUGUCCUUCUCUUAGAUUGGCUCUUAGAAAGUGUAGAGUACACAAAAGGCUAUGUAGAUAGAGAUGAAGGAGAGGUGCAGGGGUGGGGGAUUUUAUUAAAAAAGAGGAGAAUUUGAGAAUCAAUACGUGUUAUCAUGGUGGGGAUUAAGGUGCUAAUUGUUGCUGGGCUUUUGGCCCUGCUGGUGAUGUUGGUUGCUGCAGCAGCAGAUCAUGCUGCUGCUGCUGCUGCUGCUGCUUCGGCUAUCGGCGACAGCGCUCAGCGGCGGCGUAAUAUCGCGGCGCGGCGGAUGGAGAGCCUCGCCGCCUCCUUCGCCGCAGCGAAACCGCCUUCGUCGAGCCAAACAGGGAAUUUGGAAGCUUCCGGGUCACGUGUGUACCACGUGACCGAAUACGGCGCCGACCCGACGGGCGUCGCCGACUCCACCUCCGCGAUCGCGAGGGCCAUCGCCGACGCGUUCCGACCCCCGACGAGCAGAACGCUGCUGAGCGGAAUCCCCGAUCUGGGCGGCGCCGAGGUCGACCUCGACGGCGGCGUCUACGUCCUCACGUCCCCGCUUAGUUUACCGGCCUCCGGAGGCGGCAAUUUUAAGAUUCAUAGCGGCUCGCUACGGGCUUCAGAUAACUUCCCGACCGACCGUUACCUGAUCGAGCUCUGGGCGUCCGGAUCUUCGUCGAGCUCCCUUUACGAGUUCAUCACCCUGAGCGGCCUCAUGCUAGACUCCAAUUUCCGAGGUGGUGGAGUCGCGGUCGUCAACGCGAUCCGCACGACGAUCGAUAACUGCUACAUCACCCAUUUCACCACCGACGGCAUCUGGGUUCAGAACGGGCACGAGACCUUCAUCAGAAACAGCUUCCUAGGGCAACACAUCACCGUCGGCAACGACCCGGGCGAGAAAAACUUCACCGGCACGGGGAUCAAGUUGAUGGGCAACGACAAUGCGGUGACCGACGUGGUCGUGUUCUCGGCGGCCACCGGAAUCCUAGUAAGUGGCGAGGCCAACACCCUUACUGGGGUGCAUUGUUACAAUAAGGCAACCGGAUGGGGCGGGACCGGGAUCUAUUUGAAAACGCCUGGUCUGAGCCAAACCCGAAUCACAAACUGCUAUUUGGAUUAUACCGGGAUCGUGUCGGAGGACCCGGUCUUGGUCCAUAUAUCGAGCUCAUUCUUUCUAGGCGACGCCAACGUCGUGCUCAAGUCGAUCAACGGUGUGGUGAAGGGCGUCAACAUCGUCGACAACAUGUUCAGCGGCACCGGAGCGGGUGUCGACAUUGUAAGAUUGGACGGUGGGUUCACCACCGUCGAGCAGGUGAUUGUGGACCGGAACGUGGCGGACGGAAUGACGGUGCGGUCGACGGUGGCAAAGGCGUCGGUGGCCGGGAAUGCGAGCACGUGGACCGCCGAUUUCUCGCCGGUGCUGCUGUUUCCCGACCGGAUCGGGCACGUGCAGUACUCGUUGCUCGCCGACUCGGCGUUCCCGUACCACGCGCUGCGGAACACGUCCGGCAACCAGGUCGUCGUCGAGUCCAAUGUCGUAGUGCCGGCGACUGUCCACGUGGCGGUCGACCAGAGUGGGGGUUAAUUUUUUUUUUUUUUAUUUUUUAAACGGAUUCGACUUUUUUAUAUUAUUGUUAUGUCGACAAAAUACAAAAGAGAAUAAAUCAUUAUAAGAAAUUGAAUUCAAUUGAAUCGAGCAA
Molecule: messenger RNA, 1807 nt
Organism: Ananas comosus (pineapple)
Lineage: Eukaryota; Viridiplantae; Streptophyta; Magnoliopsida; Poales; Bromeliaceae
Product: polygalacturonase QRT3-like
Exons: 3
Coding region: 247-1692 (481 amino acids)
Molecular function (GO): polygalacturonase activity
Source: RefSeq, a predicted model, not a curated record